Tetranychus urticae (two-spotted spider mite) is the source of this 903-nucleotide messenger RNA. RefSeq lists its product as uncharacterized. NCBI's taxonomy places the organism in Eukaryota, Metazoa, Arthropoda, Arachnida, Trombidiformes, Tetranychidae. The record is from RefSeq and is a predicted model, not a curated record.
UAUGGGUUGAUUAUCAAGUGAAAUGGUUAUUAUUAUCGGCAUUAAGUCCAGAAUACAGACAAACCAAGAUUGCACCAGUAAUCAAUAUUAAAAGAUGAAGUCAUUUUUAAUUGUGAUAGCUCUUCUCGUCUCAACUGCUUACGUUGGAUGUUCAUCAAACAGCGAGCUCUUGGACAAAUUGGAUGACAUGUUGGUCGAAGCUUCCCAAAAGAACAACAAAGCCGCAGCCGAUGCCGUUUCAGAAGCCAUUGACACCGUUGGCUUGGCCCUUUCCCAAAUGUCAGGCAAAGAUGAAGCAACCAAAAACAUGUUACAAAGUCACAUUGAUGUUGUCCGAUCAGACUUGAACAAACUUGAAAAGAUGGUUAACCAACAGAUUAAAUCGCGUGCCUUCUCAGUUGGUGGUGCUUUCAAUUUCGUCGCAUCCAGAGCAUCUUUGCUCACCGAAAAGGUUCAAUCCAUGUUCAACGCCGUCCAAAAAUCAGACCUUGGUGCUUUAAUCGCCCUUAUCAAGCCAUUCCUUGACAAUGCCAUGAACGAUCCCCAACUUAAAUCAAUGGUUGGCAAUCUUGAGACUGUUACCUCAGCUCUUGAACAAUUGGACAAAAUGACUGGUGGUAUGUUUGAACCAUUGACUCAUGUAAAAGACAUCUUGGCCAACAUCGAUUCAACCGGUAAACUGUUCGAAUCAAUGGGUUCAGCCAAAUCCUCUGAUGAAAUUGCUGAUGCUUUAAUCAACACCUUGGCCAAUGCUAAGAGCAGCCAUGCCAACAAAAUUGAAAAGGCAUUGGACUAUGUUUGCAAUGGUUUAGCAGAUGUUGAAAAAUCAGCCUAAACAAUCAAAAGUAUACAUUGUAUACAUUAAAAAGCAAACAUUUGCAUUAAAAAUUUUAAAUUGAAAAU